UAAACAACUUACAAAGUACACUUGAAUCAAAACAUAAGACACGACAUUAUCCUCUGAAAUCAGUCUCCAGGUUUCAUAUUCUCAAUGUCCUCCACGGAUUGUUUAAGCCACUUCUUUAAUUGGGAUCCUCCUAUCCAGCUCCGGGAUUGCUUUAUUCCAGAUAUGGAUAUGAUUACCCCGGAAACCGACAGUUUAUUCUUCCAAUCUCAACCGCCAAUGCAGUUUCAUCAGCCAUUGUUUCAAGAAGAAGCUCCUUCACAGAACCUUAUAGAGCUCACUGACUUGGACUCUUUCUGUGAUCAGUUUCUUCCUCUCCAAGAAACAUAUCUUCCCUACCCUAAAGCUGAAAUCUUCGAUGAAACAUACAACUUUGAUUCCUUCCUUCCCACGCCAAAACGCCAGAAAAUUGUUAACUCAAGCUACCACUGUAACACUCACACCCAUUUCCCAAACUCUAACCUUGAUUUCCUUCCAGAAGCUUCCGUCUUCCCUGAGUUUCGAGUUCCGGACUUCCCCUUGGUGUUCAAGGCAGGUCUAGGAGAUCAAGACGGGGCCAAGAAACCAAAGCUUUCAUCUCAGAGCAUGGCGGCUCGAGAGAGGAGACGAAGAAUCGCUGAGAAGACCCACGAGCUCACGAAACUAAUCCCCGGUGGACAGAAACUUAACACCGCCGAGAUGUUCCAAGCCGCGGCGAAGUAUGUCAAGUUCUUGCAAAGCCAAGUUGGCAUCCUCCAAAUGAUGCAAACCACAAAGAAGACGCAGGGUAUCACUGAUGUGGAAAUAGAAACUCAGUUUUUGCUUGAGUCGCAAGCAGUCCAGGAGAAGCUAUCAACGAAGGAAUUAUGUUUAGUUCCGUGUGAAAUGGUUCGAGAUCUAACAAGUGAAGAAUCCAUUUGGAGAAACCCAAAGAUUUCUCGAGAGAUCAACAAGUUACUGUCCACAGAUCUGGCUAACUAGUUUUAGUUCUAAGCAUGAAGCUUUGAUUUGUGUCUGUUCUUGCUUGUUUGUGUUCUUAGUUUGUGUUUUGUAUUGUUGAUU
Messenger RNA from Brassica oleracea var. oleracea, 1038 nucleotides. RefSeq names its product transcription factor bHLH53-like. Bases 85 to 957 code for a protein of 290 amino acids. The transcript has 3 exons. Gene Ontology annotation, molecular function: DNA-binding transcription factor activity; protein dimerization activity. Gene Ontology annotation, biological process: regulation of DNA-templated transcription. The record is from RefSeq and is a predicted model, not a curated record. Lineage: Eukaryota; Viridiplantae; Streptophyta; Magnoliopsida; Brassicales; Brassicaceae.